AUGCCACCCAAAGGGAGCACGAGGGCUAGGAUAGUGCCAGGUUGCCCAAGCCUAGACAGGGGAAGCCGAGAGACAGAGGUCGGUUUCGACGGACCGACCAUCCGGUCAGUAAAUCCGCGCUCUAACAACUUGAUCCAUCUCGCCCACCCACCCUCUGGCGCUCCGUGUAUUCGUCAGCUCGUCUCCUUGUCAUCCCCUUACCACGAAAUCUAUCCAUAUCUGCCAAACUUCGCUCAUAUAUCUGUUCGCCUAGCUGUCAUGCCACCAGAAGGAAGGACGAGGGCUGGGAUCCUGCCAGGUUGUCCAAACCUAGCCAGGAGUAGUCGAGAGGCAGAGGUCGGUUUCGAAUCACGGACCUUCCGGUUGGCGCUGUUACCACUGAGCUAUCUCGCCAUCUGA
Opisthorchis viverrini is the source of this 399-nucleotide messenger RNA. RefSeq lists its product as hypothetical. The transcript has 2 exons. The record is from RefSeq and is a predicted model, not a curated record. Lineage: Eukaryota; Metazoa; Platyhelminthes; Trematoda; Opisthorchiida; Opisthorchiidae. Bases 1 to 399 code for a protein of 132 amino acids.